CCGCCUUUGAAAAAGAAGUAGGUCAAGUUCAGAAUACUUAUAUGUAAUGUAAUGUAAUAUUUGAUUUUGUUUCUUCUUUUUCCAUACACUGCUGUCUUUCUGUUCAUCAAUGUAAAGAUGAAUUAGGUUUAGCAGGUUCUGUUUUCGUACAACACUCAAAAACAGGUCUUAGAAGGCAAACGGGGAUACGGCCGCUCGCAUGGCAUGAACUGCUCCUGCUUAGUAAAAAUAGACCAGAGAAUAUAGAUAUGCAGUUGGCCAUGUGCGCCCAGAGGCAUGUUUGAUCUUCUCCCAAUGAGCAUUCGAUGUGCCCUCCUCCCACCACAAACCUCCAUGAAGUAUUUGAGAAACAAUGCUGUUCAUUCAGCACGCAAACCUUGAACCACACCGGCCUUGAAAUAAACCGAUCCGUCUUUGUCAUGGAGGUCAGAAACAGAAAAGAAUAUCAGCCACGCAGGUGGUCUGGGGGAGGGGGAAGUGUUGCCUUUCAGCCGCUGGAUCAGGCUUUUAAUGGGGGCUCGUCGCCGUGCUACGGAACGAGGAGCAGAGCAGACAGGAGAUGUGUCUUAUAGGUCUAAUGAGAGCGCAUUGGCAUCUGUCACUGGGUAGGGCUGUGUGUGGCUGCCCAAGGUUACCAAGCUGGUGCAAAGCAAAUCAGGCAAUUUAUAUUUAGCCUUGCAAAUGGCGCGCAAUGGAUUAUGUCUUGGGGCUCUCCAGUUUCGUCUUCAGUGCGUUUUGUAGCGUUAAGGGGGGCUUGUGAAUGAUGAAGAGGCUGCUAUUCAGACACUUCAUCUGGCGGGGGGGGACGUGUUUAUGGUCUCACAUACUUCUUCCGGAGGUGGAGGGCUAUUCAGAGAGUCCAAAAGGCACCAAAGAAGACACGUGUGAGUUGGAGUGACAGUUGUGUUAAGGGGGAGCAGGCAGUUGUGUCCCAUAGCAGCAGAGGACAACCAGUGGGAUUGGACAUAUCACAGAUUACUUCACCAGGUUACUGACAUUGGGGAGUAAACAGGACCAUGGAUGUACUCGCAGCAGAGGCCAAGAGUGUGAAUGGAUCAGAACCCGAGAAGAAGUCUUCAUCGAGGCCAAAACCUAAACCUCCCAAAAAGGCCAAAAGGAUUGUUUACUUUGAGGUGGAGAUCGUGGACUUAAAGACUAAAGAGAAACUGCUGCUGCUGGAUAAGGUGGAGCCAACGGCCACUGUUUUGGAUAUCAAAGCUUUAUUUCACAAAUCAUAUCCAAAGUGGUAUCCAGCCAGACAGUCCCUGAGUUUGGAUCCAAAGUCAAAGUGUCUCAGGGAUGAAGAAAUUCUGCAGACACUUCCUGUGGGAACCACAGCCAGCUUUUACUUCAGGGACCUGGGCCCCCAGCUCACAUGGGGGACGGUGUUCCUGACAGAGUGUGUUGGCCCACUGGUCAUCUACUUAAUGUUCUACUUCCAUCUUCCCUUCAUCUACUCUCCCAAAUAUGACUUCACCAGCAGCAAGCACUGGGUCGUACAUUUGGCCUGCAUAUGUCACUCCUUUCACUACAUCAAGAGGAUCCUGGAGACAAUGUUUGUCCAUCGCAUCUCCCAUGGGACCAUGCCUCUCAAAAACAUAUUUAAGAACUGUGGCUAUUACUGGUGCUCUGCAGCUUGGAUGGCCUACUACAUUAACCACCCUCUCUAUACCACACCCUAUUACGGGCAGAUGCAGGUGAAUAUAGGACUUUACGUUUUCUUGUUCUGUCAAGUUGGGAAUUUUUCCAUCCAUGUUGCUCUCCGUAACCUCAAACCACCAGGUUCAAAAGUGAAGAAGAUUCCUUAUCCGACAAAAAAUCCCUUCACAUGGAUGUUCUGGCUGGUGUCUUGUCCCAACUACACAUACGAGUUGGGCUCCUGGAUCGGCAUCACAGUGAUGACGCAGUGCGUGCCCGUGGCUUUCUUCACCCUUGUGGCCUUCAUCCAGAUGACCGUGUGGGCCAGAGGCAAACACGCCAGCUACGUUAAGGAGUUCAGAGAUUAUCCGACCCUGCGCUCCUCCAUGCUGCCCUUCAUCCUGUAGAGCCUGGCGGGGAAAGCACAAGUGAUACCCUCAUCCAUCCCCUCACUGAUCAGGUCUUUAUUUUUUUAAAGGGCCUUUCCACACUGGAUGUUAGAAAGUGUGUGUGCUGCUGUCAACAGCAUGGAUGGAUUUUGGUCGUAUGGACUCCAAUGUACCAUUUUGUUACAUAAACUCCAUAACAAGGAUUGUUGGACUGGUGAAUGCAGGACUGUUGAGAGGCGGAGGAAGCGAUCAGAGUUCAAAUACAGCAAAGUCUUAAUAUAAUGUUGUAUGUGAUUUUGGAAGGCUAGAGGAUAAGAACUGUAUUUUGCUACUUUUGAAAAAUACAGAUGCAACUAUGUAUUUUUGCUUUACUGUUGCAUUGAGAAUGCUGUUUAGUUAAAAAAAAAAACUUUUGGCAACAUGAUCAGUGUUUAAACCAAGAGGCUAAUCUGCAUUGUUAAACUAGUGUGCAGCCUGGAGCUGACCGCUUGGUGGCCUCACGCAGGCCUCUGCUCAUCCAAGUGACAUUUACACUAAAGUCAUGAUCUGGAUCAGAAAUUAACUGCAGAUUCCUACCAAGGUUGAGGAAAUGUUGUUCUCUUUUCAUCUGUAUAUAAAAACAAAUAAGUUAAAAAAAAACAGAAAUGUGUGCAUGUCCUACACAAACAUUAAAAAAAUGACUAACACAAGGUGAUUAUGGUGCAGAGUUAAACUGAAAAAGCUAAAAGAACAAGUGUCAUCAAACCAUCAGCAUAUAGGGUUACAUAUUUAGUAUGUUUUACUUAUCUGAAGCGCAGACGGACACUUUGUGGAGUUGCUUUCCAGCAUUAGAUAAUGACAAAGGGGCAAAUACACAUGCAAAAUAGUUUAUUCUUUGCUAAUCCAUUUUCACUGAAUGUGCAUUUUACAGAACAUUGCAUCGAACGAAAGUUUGUUUACAAUAUUUGAUGAACACUGAAGAGGGACCCUCACUCCCUCUUAAGGCAACUCUGACCCACUGAAACAAUUGUUUUUAGACAAGUUAUUAACACGACAAGUUAAAUAAACAGAAAAUAAGUGACUGAA
Messenger RNA from Pseudoliparis swirei, 3092 nucleotides. It is a transcript of the gene tecra, whose product is annotated as trans-2,3-enoyl-CoA reductase a. Gene Ontology annotation, molecular function: oxidoreductase activity, acting on the CH-CH group of donors. Bases 1017 to 2045 code for a protein of 342 amino acids. The transcript is spliced from 12 exons. NCBI's taxonomy places the organism in Eukaryota, Metazoa, Chordata, Actinopteri, Perciformes, Liparidae. Gene Ontology annotation, biological process: very long-chain fatty acid biosynthetic process. The record is from RefSeq and is a predicted model, not a curated record.